Messenger RNA from Rhipicephalus microplus (southern cattle tick), 9989 nucleotides. RefSeq names its product (Lyso)-N-acylphosphatidylethanolamine lipase. Gene Ontology annotation, molecular function: lysophosphatidic acid acyltransferase activity; carboxylic ester hydrolase activity. Gene Ontology annotation, cellular component: lipid droplet; mitochondrion. The record is from RefSeq and is a predicted model, not a curated record. Gene Ontology annotation, biological process: phosphatidic acid biosynthetic process; lipid homeostasis. Lineage: Eukaryota; Metazoa; Arthropoda; Arachnida; Ixodida; Ixodidae.
CCCACGCAGUUUGUAUGUGCGCGUGCGUGAGCAUGUCUGAAAGCGCACGUUAGCCGUCGGAGCAACGCCAGCCGCAGUGAAAGAGAGCAGUUACGAGUGCAGUGCUUGAAAGUGCGCUGUCUCGCACCCAACAUCGAAAUCAUUCUUGUUGAAUCGUUGUUUGACGUAGCGUAAGAGGAUAAGGGGCGCAUUCUCACCAUGUCCCUCGAAGAGCAAUCGUCGGCGGAGCUUUCCAAAGGGUUGCGACUGCUGAAACACACAUGCCUGCUGGCGGACACCUUGUUGAGCAGCUUGAUUGACCUUGUUCCCAGUUGGAUCUCUAGUUACAUCCGAUGGUGCCCCACUUCAUCUGAGCACCUUGAAGAUGCUGAGCGAAAGUUGUUGUCCUAUGUGAAGCUGCCCAUUCGAUCAACAUACAUCACGAUAGACUCGAUCCUGGGCUGCAAGGGCAACCACCAAAUAAGUACCCUCCAACUUGGCCCUGGCACCAAAGAAGCUGUAGAGGAGGAGCGUGUGCCACUUGUGCUGGUGCAUGGCUUUGGUGCAGGAGUGGCUCUGUGGCUGCUCAACCUGGAUUACCUUGCCCAAGACCGCACGACAUACUGUUUUGAUUUGCUGGGCUUUGGCCGCAGUUCACGACCACGUCUUUCAAGGGAUUCUUUGGAGGCUGAAUACCAGUUUGUGCAGAGCAUUGAAGAAUGGCGAGCACAGGUCGGUCUCGACCGCUUUGUAUUGCUGGGACACAGCAUGGGUGGCUUUCUGGCUGCCUCGUAUGCAAUACGCUUUCCUGAGCGUGUGGCCCACCUUGUGCUUGCGGACCCAUGGGGUUUCCCUGCGCGCAACACUCCCCGUCCGGCGCUGCAGCUGCCGAGUUGGGUCCGUGUGGUCUCCACCUUGCUUAGCCCUUUCAAUCCAUUGGCAGCUGUACGGAUUGCAGGACCUUGGGGUCCACGGUUAGUAGAAAAGAUUAGACCAGAUAUUGGAAAGAAGUAUGGACAUGUGGUGGAUGAUAAUCGGGCUGUUCCACACUACAUAUACCACUGCAAUGCUCAAACACCUAGUGGAGAAUCUGCUUUCAAGGCUAUGAUGACACAGUAUGGUUGGGCCCGGCAUCCUAUGAUUAGUCGCAUUGGAGAGCUGCACCAAAGUGUGCCUAUGACAUUCAUCUAUGGCUCAAGAUCAUGGGUUGACAAGCAGCCUGGUAUUCGUGUUCAGCGACUCCGGCCAGAAAGUGAAGUGGAUGUUGAGAUCAUUGAUGGUGCUGGCCACCACAUUUUUGCCGACAAGCCUGAGCAAUUCAAUGAAAUUGUGUCAAAGAUCUGUCGGGGAGCUGAUGCAGCUGAGAAGACGAAUCGCGCCUUGGCAGAAGAGAAGGAGAGAGAAGAGUGGGAGCAAAUGGAAAUGAUACAUCGACUUGCACUCUGAGGAGGUUGCCCGUUGCAGUUUAGAACAAAGGCACCUUCAUUGGUAUAUGUUUAAAAAAAAAUGAAUGUCGUUGGCACCCUUUGAGCGAGGCAUUUUUUUGGCCUUGUACGGCAGAUUUUAGUUGCACAUCGCAGCAUGGUAGUGCUAGCAAACUAUUGCCUCAGUAAAUAUAUAUAUUCUCUUUGUGUGUUCCUUGUGCAAUAAUUGCUUACUGUGCACCUUGCAUGGUUAUAACUUCAAGAAAGAGUGGUCAGAAGAUAGCCAUGACUGUGUUUGCGGGUGAUAAACAGUCACGUGCAGAAGCCAGUUGUGCACUUGGUUGGCCAUUUUUCGAAAGUCACAGCUUGGUCUAUAUUGAAGUUUGAACUGUUUAGUCUCAAUUUUGAAGCAUGGAGAAUGGCUAUGUUAGAUGUAUAGAUAAGACUAUUUUUUGGAACCGCCUUUAUGGUGAUGUGUAUGUGUUUUGACCCUUUUGUCACUGUUGCUUGUCAAUUUCAAACACUUCCUUCUUUGUUUCACUGGUAUCCGCUUGUGUGUGCAUUUACUUUUGUUUUGCACCAAGUUGCUAUUGAGAAUGUUUUUCUGCGAGGUUAAUCUGUGAUUAUGAAUCUAUGGUUGAUCUGGAGAUGACCCAAAGUCAAGUUUCUCUGUUGAUAACAGAAUGCUAGACUUAGGUGGGAGGUGUUAUGACAGCAUACUUUAUAAAGAGUUCAGGUUAUGCUCAAUCUGGUUUUUGGUGAUUAAAUAAAUGGCAAUGCCAUUUCACACCUAACUGCUCUUGCUGAUAAAUAUGGGCCCCAUAGAAUCUGGAAAUUUUACCAAAAUUCAGAAGAAGGAAUGUGAUGCUUACUGAAGAUGUUAAAGCAAUGAUACAAGGUGGCCUAAAAAGUGGCCCGAUACUAUCUUGAAUUUUGACCCUUAGGCUUUAUGCAAAUAUUGGGGGAAGAUGCAGACUGGUGUGAAAUAAUCUCAAAACUGGAGCAGACGAAGUGUUUUGCUAACAAACACUAGUAAUUGGUCUUUCUUGUAUGCAGCAGAAGUGUGGGCUCCAAAUCAAGCACCCUAUUUCAUCAUAUGUGUUUGUGGGAAGAUGCAGACCAUUGUGAAAUAAUCGCUGAGCCUUAGGGCAAGCUAAGCGAUGUGCUAACAAACACACUAGAAAUGGAAUUUUGUGGUGUGCAGUAAAAAUGAGUUCUCCAGAUCAACCAUUCUAUUCUAUUUUACCAUAUGUCAUGCUUUUCUGAGCACAAAACUUGUUUACCGUAAGGCUGACCAAGCCUGUUGGAGCUUGAGCGUCCUACCACAUAAAGUCACUGGUCUGCUGAGGUUGAGCAAGAUGUAAAUAUUUUGUCAAAUAUUGUUUGUUCUAACACAGUUGACCCUUGGAACAGGUGUAGUGAUUUGACUGGGUUGAUUGAAGUUGGUUGCUUAAAGGAAAAUAUUUUUGCUGGCAAACUGUGACUAAUCUUAUUAGUUCUUUCUAUUCUUAUGAGAAAAACUGAAAUUUUGCUGUAGCUCUAAAUUGUCAAAACGAGCUUACUUCAUUAGUAGGCUUAAAUACUGCUGAUCUGUACUAUACGUAAUGGGUUAUUUAAGAGGUGCACUUAAAGUGUUUUGCUGUGAAUGGUCAAGUCUUGGGAACAAAUUUUGUUGUUGAGAUUUUGUUGUUACUGGUUUUGAGAUUUUAUCAGGGCUAAGAGAGCUGGUCUCUGUGUGAAUUCCUGAGGUUGCAUGAUUUCUUUUGCUAGGACACACUCUGUUUUCAGCAAAGCGAUUCUGGUCAACUGAUGUGAGCCAUGUUUAUUUCAUGCCAGCACACUUCUCAGCCAGUUGUUUUAAGAUUACUCGUAUUUCAGUUUAGUUUUUAGUUCAGCUUAGCUAUAUUAUAGCGAAUUAUAAAUGUGUCAUGAAACAUCUAUAAACAUUAUUUUGAAGUGCUGCUAUGAAAAAUUUAAAAAUUUGAAAAAUUUCUACAUAACUUCACUAAGCCUAAUGGUUCAAACUCUCAGCUUUACCGGCAUGUUAUAACAUAGAAAAUGUUGCUGUGAUAUCUUGCUCAGUCAGGUUAGGUAAAAUAUUGUAGCCUUGUGCCCAGUGAAAUGUGCAAAUUGUGCUAAUGAAUUGCUGCAGUGCAGAGAGCACACGUCUGUUGCCACAUCAUUUUUUGGCUGAUUCGUUCAUGCCCUGUCUUGCCAGAAUAUCGUGAAUGAACCGUCUGUCUCCACUGUUGCGAGCGGGGUGGUGAAACACAGUUGAACAAGUUUAAGAGCUAGAACCUGUGAAUUAAGGAUUUUUAUCAUGAAUCGGGAACAACCCCUUUUGGCACUGUGCCUACCAUUGUAUGUGCUGACAUCUCACUUGAAAUGUUAACAUUAAAGAACCAGUAAACUGGCCUAGCCUUCUUUAGACCUUCCAAACAAGCUUACUUAUCUGUACAGAAGGCCGUAGCAAUCCAAUUCGGCAAAUUUCACAGAGUUGCGUGCUGCACAGGAACCUUAUUUAAAAAAAAAAUUAAAUCCCACACCACUCUUUGGCACCUUACUAGUCCUCUUUAUCCGUUGAUUUACAUAAUGUUGCCCACGGGCAACAUGACAUAGCACUAAGUUUGUCUGUUGGUCGUCUGCACUACGAAAUUGCGUAUUCACCUUGCAAGGAUGCAGUUUUGGCCGUGCAAUCGCCAUGCGCAUUGCAUAUUUGUUAACCUCGUCGGUGCCUUUCACUGUGCUGCGCAGUCUGUGAGUAACUAACAGUAGCGUUGAUCCAUCAUUGGCUGUGCGCUGAUGGCUUACCGUAUUUACUCGCAUAAUUGGCGCACUUUUUUUCGCAAUUUUGGGCGCAAAUUACGCGGAGAUUUUUUGAGUGCAUACGAAAUAUCGUGUCACAGCCCUAACGCCUGCAGUAUAUACCUAGAAAAAAUAAAAUGAAUUGAGAACAAACGAAGUAUACUUGUUAAUUGAAAAUAACUGGCACAUACUCUAACCAGUCAGAUUUGGUCACGCACGGUUCAGUGGAAAUCACUGAUUGUGAGUACGAUUGGGAAUUAUCGUUGUGGCCGCUGCCACCGCCCUCUUGAAGCGCACCGUCCACGGUUCUGUCAAGCGCACUCGAAUGCCCCAUUUUCUUGGAGCUGUUAUCCACAAUGCUGGGAGAAACUAGGUCCCACCACACGGUGAUGCCGGGAGACCAAGCAUCUGCACAUAACUGAAAAAGCCUUCUUCAAUGGCAGGAAACUUGCAUUAGGAAGCGCAUUCUCUUCUGCUUUUUCGUGAACCCAUCGCGCCGAUCGUCACACAUUGAAGUAUGUCACCGUGAAGUGCUUUGCGGUGUUAUGGUUACGUUUUUCUUCGGCAAAAUUUACAAAAGCGAGCUUGUAUUUCGCUGUAUAUAUAAUUGCAUAGCACAUCACAAGGGAACUGUAAAAGUGCGUCGGCUAGAUGAUGAAACCUAAACUUCAGAAUUGGACCAAGUGUGCGUUGCAGUGCAGUGUGGAUGCAAAGAACGAGGAAAACAGUUUGCACGCAACAGGCCCUCCCACGCCUCCGAUGCAGAAAGGUGUCCGUGCCGGGACGCGGGCGUGCAUUCUGGCGGUGGUAGUAGAGGAGGAAAACGCUCGAGCAGUUCUGUUUUUGGGUACGGUAUUUUAGUUUUUGGGUACGGUAUUUUAGGGACCCUAGUUCGGGGGAAGCUUUCUCGGAAAAAGGGACUUACCCCAUUUGACAGCUUGUCUGCUCGGCAAGGUGUGCUUCGUCCAAAGCAUCGAAAGGUCCGAAGUCUCUUUGUGCGUCGGGUAGCGUGAAAUAUGCGAGUAAAUACAUUUUUUAACAAACCUGGUAAAAUAUUAGAGGUGGGUAAAUUAUGCGAAGGCACAAAUUGUGCGAGUACGUACGGUGAAUCGCUGAUCUACUCUUAUGUGCUGUAGUGGGCAUACUCACAACUGGCUAUCUUUACCAUUCUUUGCAGCAGAAAAAAGAGGUAGGCCAAGCGGGCAAUAAAAACCAUCAUAAGCAGGUUGUUCUUUGCCCUGUGACUUCCUUAUUACAAUACUUAUUGGCAAAAUUCUUGCAGUAGCAUGUUCACAUUAUAUAAAUUCACAGUUACUCUUCACAACUUUUUCACCGGGAAGAUGUUUACUGGCCCUUUAAGAAAGAUAACUUAUGAACUGUGUUGGGACCUGUUGAUACCUCUGAUUAGGACCAUAAGACCUAAGGUAGGACCUAUGCUGAAGCAUUAAUUAAUGUUUCUAAGCACUGGAAUAGUGCUAGGUGUUCUUUUUUCAGGACAAGAUGUUUGUUUGAGUUCAGGUUAUUUAGCCAUGUUAAAGGGAACGACAACUGAUUUAUUUCGACCCAGUUAUUUUCGAUGCGACAGAAAGCUCACCGUUCGUAGAGUUCGUAGCUGUUGUAGUUAAUCCGAAAAACAUGUAGUCAUUUUAUAACCAGUAUUUUUUGAUCUGAAAGACUGAAUAAGGAUGAACCCUUUCAUCCAGCUAUGCUGAAAAUUUAUAGGGAUGUCGGUAGCCUUUCUGACGAAUUGUGCACGUUGUCGUUCUGCUUUCGGAGAAGUUACCAAAACAAUGCCUAACCACCUUAUUCAGAGCUUUACGACUAUUUUUGAAAAUAACAAGCCAUUACAAUGAGAUGGUGUGGCUUAAUACAGCUUCUCUGUAUUUGUACUACUGAGUUGCGUGCACCUGUGCCGUAGAUGGCUUGUCCCGUUGUCGUUUGACAAAAGAGCCAAGCCAAGUCAACGAAAACGUCACUGCGCAUAUGCGCAGCCAUGCCGAUGAGCAGUACAUGUAAUUUUGGAGACAAAUUGUAAAUAGUAAAACCGCGUCGCUCCAAAAUCUUAGCAACCCAGAUACUGCGUGCACGGUUUUAUGAGCACGCAGAAAAGUUGCUCAAGAUGCACUGAUGAGCAUAGGAUGAUUGUCAUGUGAAAGCGUAUUAUUGCGUGCUACUACAAAGGCACUUUAAUGCAUACUACUAACGCAGGCCUAUAUGUACAUUUUUAUGGAGUGAUAUGUUUUACUAUAAAGAAGCAAACAAUGUUUAGGUACUGACAAGAAAAUUGUUGACCACAUCCAGUUGCAUAACAGGGCACAUUGGAUAAUUUAAGGUUCUGCCAUCAUUUGGCACCACAGGCUACUUUCACGAUUUUCAAUAAAUAAAAAUAUAACUCGACAUUUAAUGAGAAAAACACGGUUGCUUUGAGUCGCUAUGAAUGGACAAUCUUUCUAUUCAUACAGUCAUCUCAUUUCAUGUUCUGGGCAGUUGUAGGACCCUUUAAAGUUAGUGUAUUGAUAAUAAUAUAUUAUAUGCUCCGAAGUUUGUGAUGUACUUGGUGUAACUUGUUUCAAAGGUUUUUCAAAAAAUUUUUUUUUCUGCAUUGGGGAAAUGACUUGGCAUUCAAAUAUAUUCCUUUGUUUUAAGGGUGCUCUGAAUUUAUCAAGGUAAAAAUAUAACAGCAGGUGUAUUUAUAUUGGCAAUAACUAUGUUUAAACAGCUGCUUUUUGUAGUGGCAUACUAUUUUAUAGAUGUCAUCUGUACUACAUGUUGGUACAGCAGUGAAAAUUGUUUAGACAUUACUCACAGCGAAAUUGACCCACUGAAGUGGUUGGACUGUAAGAAGACUACAAGACUAGGCAAAACCUCUCCUUAUAUACAAUUAAUUAAAAAAAAAAAGACUAGGCAAGUAAGUUGUGCUAGAUUAGGGUUUGUUGUGCUAGUGUUGAAGGUGGCAUUAUAUUCAUAAUAAUUAUAUACAUACUGCUUUUUGCUGUAUGUUUUAUAAUCUUGUUUUCAUACUGUUACACUUUGUUACAAUAAAAUAUUUAUAACACUGUAAGCUUUUAUAAAUGUUGCACAGAUGUUUUUCAGUUCUAUUGCCAAGUAUUUUCUGCAUGCUUUGAUACUUAGUGUCUGCUAUAGCAUAAAGGAAGUCAGGUGUACCUAUAAGUGGUUGUGUAAUUUCAUAUUGGGACUAAUUUAUGUUGCAGAUGUUCUGCACAGAGAGGAAAAUUUUUUUUGUUCGCAGUGCACUUUUUGUGUGCUAAAAUCGUGCAAUAAGGAAUACGCUUUAUUUUCAAUUUUAGACUACACUUUGUAAAUCACAAACAAAAUGAAUUGGUGUGUGAUUGCUACAGCUUAAAAAAGACACACACAUACAAGCAGAAAUGUAGUGUUGCUGUAGUCUUUGAAGGUGGCAAGGAGGGGAGAAAAUAACAUUGGAAGGAAGUCAUGUUUGUUCACUUUGUUAGAUACAAAUGCUCAGAUAGUACUGCAGCAUUAAAAUUGCCGUGGUUGGAAGGGCUGAUAAUUCAACAGAGCAGAAUAUGCCUCCUAAUAAUGGAGGCAACUGUAAAAUAAUGGAGGCAACGGCAGUUACACUUGCCUCCAUUAUUUAUUUUUUUUAACCUGCUGAAAGCAUUUCGCUUGCUUUUUUUACUUGCUCAAAGUAAGCGUCCCUGCUUUUUUUUCACUGCUAUAUAUUGUUCCGUGAUUUCAAAAGAUUCACUAUGUCAAUUUGCAAAGUCAUCGCAACAGAACAUUCUUGGGCAGGUAAUUCUAUAUAUUGUGAUUGUACUUUCAAUUUAGAGAGCCCACACACUUGUACAUACAACAAAAUAAAGGUGAAAAACACGAUAAAUAAAUAAAUCAAUAAAUUAAUCAAUCAAAUUAAGUUUCAUUAUUUCAUAAUAAGGUGUACAAAAAAAGAAUAUACCGAAGGAGGUCCCUAGCGUACACUAAAAUGGGACCUCCUAUGAAAUGUAAACACAAUAUUUGUUUAGCAGCAACAGUGCGAAACUAAGAGAAUACAAGGUAAGAGAAUGCAAGCAUUGUACUUAGAACAAAGUUUAUCCUGAGUAAAAAUUGCUUAAUUUAAUAUAAGAAGCAUAUCCGCUCUGUAAAAUUAUCUAGUUGGGCAUUUGAAAGUGGUCCUCACUUAUCUAAAAAAAAUUUCAGCAAGCAUUUGUCUCUAGCUUCUAUGUGCGUGCAUGUAUUUUGUAUUAUAUACUUUAUUUUUUGAUGAACUUUAUUAUUUGUGCUUCCAUGCCACUGUCAUUUCACGUAGUAGUGGCACACAACCGCAGUUAGUGCAGUGAUCUUUAAUGUGCAAGGGGCUAUAGCCAUUAACCGGCCUUUUGUGCGAACAAUAUGUUUAACCUUUAAAAUAGUUUGAAUAAGCUGCAUAUAACAAAUAAAUUUGGACCACUAAAACAUUUUAUUUCUCUUGUUGCAUGAAUUCCAGUGGUACAAGAAACUGCAGUUGCAUUGUAUUUUUAAAAUGACCUGGACACACUUACUGGUAUUAGUCUAUAGUACAUACACACAUAAAUGUUAAUUUUCCAAUCAAGGCUUGUAGAUAUAGCUUCUUUUUUCCCCACAUAAUUGUAAAUGUUGCACAAUAAUAGUUCACAAGGAGAAAUUUUCAGCUUUUAUAAAAAAACGUUUGGGUAUAAAAUUUCUUCAAAAACUAGUAAUCUACCGUAAGUUUUCAGCCAUAUACAUUACUUGUCUACAAUGUGCACAUUUUCAAAUGAUAAGCAACUGAGAUAUGCUUCUAACUUAUUUCUGGUUAGCUUGGCAUUGUUUUGAUAAUACACAUUGAUACCAAUCUCGAUAAAUCAAUGUAAACAUUUUUACAGUAAGAAAUGUUGGAUUUUAGCCAUAUUGUUCAUGAAUUCAAAUGUGCGAACGUCUUAGCAGUAACCUGUUUGGUCUGUUGUCUUUCAGAAAUGUUUUAAUUUUUAUGAGUAUAUAGGAACGGAGUGGUACCAAGCUGAAAAGUUGCAUGUACCUCGAAUAGAAAGGAAACUUACCUUGAGCUAAUUGUAGUAUUGUGUCAUUGCGGUGCUAUGCCAAAUCAUCGAAAUUGUUUGGAAGGGACCUUACUUCCUUUUUAUUAUCAAAGUGCAUUAAAGUGGCAACUGCCUUUUUAAAAGUUUUUAAUUAUAGUAUUAACAUCAAAUCGUUAAUAGUACAGUGAAGGCCACCAUAACAUAUUUCUCAUGCUUUUGUUUAUAAAAUUCUUAAGAAAUCUUGAAAGAGGAGUUGGUUUAUGUUAAGGUGUAUGUUUAGGGGCUAUUUAGCUCAAAAUCAGGGGUAUUGUAACAGGUAUGUUAGUUAUCUAAAACUAGUCUACAAGGAAAAAGUGAGAGUGAUACAUGCUGUCCUGCAAAACUGGGACCACACGUUGCUGUAUCUACAAGGGGAUUGUAGUAUGUGAAGGUAUGCUGCAUAUAUUUUAGUAAAUUGUACAAUUGGCAGAAAAAGCAUUGUUUCUGUGCAUGUAUUAUUUGUUUCUGGUGUUAAAUUUAUUGUGACAGAUAUAUUGUGUCAAAAGCUGCACAACAGUUGUUUUGAUUACUGAAACUUCACACUUCACUGAGAAAGAUGUUUCAGUUUCAGCUGUGGUUGUAAAGAGUUCCUGGGCAUUAUGCUUUUAUGUGGCAAUAUAUCUGCUGAAGUAGAUUGCCUAUUCUUGUUUUGUAUUUUAAUAAAAAUAUUGUCAUGAGUAAGCUUAUUGUGUUAUAGCUUACAAAUAAAGUUUUGUGGGUUUCAGAA